UCUCCUACAGCAGUGCCCGCGACUUCUGUAUAAAAAUUCCCUCCCGGUCUCAGAAACCCUACCAGCAUGAUCUGAGUUAGAUCGGAAGAUGAUCCGCAACGGCCUCUCUCGAAUAUCGCUUCCCGCCAUCGUAUCGUCGUCGUCGCCGACGACGGCAGUUUCUUCUCUGCUGGAUUCCACUUUGCCGUCGUACCGUACGCCAACCCGGUUCGAGUUUGCCAGCGUGGUCGAUGCCUUGGAUGUCGACCGCCAACCGCUUCCCAAGGUUGCCGCCGAGCCGACCCUCCUCCAGCCGCGCGUUGUGAUCUACGACGGCGUCUGCCAUCUCUGCCAUCGAGGGGUAAAGUGGAUCAUCAAGAAAGACAAGUAUAAGAAGAUUAAAUUCUGUUGUGUCCAAUCAAAGACUGCUGAACCAUACUUCAGAUUAUGCAGUGUGGAUCGAGGAGAUGUAUUAAAACGUUUUAUGUUUGUCGAAGGACCAGGAGCAUAUUAUGAAGGAUCCACAGCUGCACUCAAAGUUGCUUCUUAUUUGCCAUUCCCAUACUCAGCACUGAGUGCUAUGCUGAUUCUCCCUGCACCACUAAGAGAUGCAGCUUAUGAUUAUGUUGCCAAGCAUCGAUACAAUUGGUUCGGGAAGGAGGAUGAGUGCAUUGUGAUGCAGGAGAAGGAUUUGCUUGAGCGUUUCAUCGACAUGCAUGAGUUGCUCGACAAUGGUGGUGGUUGUGCUAGCGGCUAAUUCUUUUGACCUCACGCAGCAUACACUUGUUUUGUGGUUCUGAUACUUUGGCGAGAUCGCCUCUUUUGUCCGAAUUUACUGAACAACCUCAAAACUUUUGGAUUUUUUAAUGAUAGAACACAGUUUUGUUCAUUAUCUAUUGCUUCUGCUGCUAUAGAUCUUGAAUUGGCUGAGAGUGUAGUUAUAUAUAUUGUGUUCCAACAAACCUCACUUGAUUUGGGGCCAUUUUGAAAAUGUACGAUUUAAUAUAAUCUCAUUUAUGCAUCUUUUGAUUCCUA
Messenger RNA from Zingiber officinale, 1014 nucleotides. RefSeq lists its product as uncharacterized. NCBI's taxonomy places the organism in Eukaryota, Viridiplantae, Streptophyta, Magnoliopsida, Zingiberales, Zingiberaceae. The record is from RefSeq and is a predicted model, not a curated record. The transcript has 3 exons. Bases 89 to 736 code for a protein of 215 amino acids. Gene Ontology annotation, molecular function: protein-disulfide reductase activity.